Messenger RNA from Nerophis ophidion (straightnose pipefish), 3079 nucleotides. Its product is annotated as major histocompatibility complex class I-related gene protein-like. The transcript has 7 exons. Gene Ontology annotation, biological process: immune response. Bases 160 to 1281 code for a protein of 373 amino acids. The record is from RefSeq and is a predicted model, not a curated record. Lineage: Eukaryota; Metazoa; Chordata; Actinopteri; Syngnathiformes; Syngnathidae. Gene Ontology annotation, cellular component: external side of plasma membrane.
AAUGUUUUCAUUGGCUCAGGGGAGAUUUUGUAAACGUUCGUUCCCGCCUUCGCGUCCAUUUCAUGUUUACUCGUCAAGCAUGUUGUCGUCGCCUUGUUUUUCUCCGAGGAUUAAAACUAGAAACUUUUUUUAUUGACUUCUGCACUUUUGUGACAUUUAAUGAUGAACUUGCUUUCCUUCUUCCUCCUAGUUGUACAAACACACAGCGUGACGCCUGUGAUUCACACGCUGCAGUAUUUCACCACUACAUCCUCUCAAGUUCCAAACUUCCCAGAGUUUGUAGAGGUUGGUUAUGUUGAUGAAGUUGAGAUGAGUUACCAUGACAGCAACAUCAGGAAAGCAGAAUCCAAACAGGACAGGAUGAACAAAAUCACAGCAGAGGAUCCAAACUACUGGCAGAGACAAACAAAGAAGAAAGUUUUUAGACAACAUGUCUACAAAGACAACAUUGAAAUACUUAAGAAGCGUUUCAACCAAACUGGAGUUUCAGGUGUUCACACUUACCAGGUGAUGACAGGAUGUGAAUGGAAUGAUGAGACUGAUGAGGUUAAAGGUUGGCAGCAGCACAGUUAUGAUGGAGAAGAUUUCAUAUCGUUGGACAUGAAGACAUGGACAUGGACCGCAGAAAAACAACAAGCCUUCCCCACCAAACUCAAGUGGGACCAAGACACAUUUCUACGAGCAGACUAUAAGUAUUAUUUCACUGAGCUAUGUCCUUCUUACUUGAAGAAGUAUGUGGAGUAUGGGAAGAAAGUCCUAAUGAGAACAGAGCUUCCAGAGGUGUUCCUCCUCCAGAAUACGCCAUCCUCUCCGGUCAGCUGCAUGGCGACAGGUUUCUACCCCGACCGAGCCGACUUGUUUUGGAGGAAAGAUGGCGAGCAGAUCUUGGAGGACGUGGAGCACGGAGAGCUGCUCCCCAACCACGACGGAACCUUCCAGAUGUCGGUGGAGCUGAAAGUGGAGGUGACGGCCGAGGUGGAGGGCAAGUACGAAUGUGUGUUCCAGCUGUCUGGCGUCAAGGAGGACCUGGUCACCAAGCUGGAGAGAAGAAGCAUCCUGAGCAACGCAAGCCAUGAAGCAGCUGUCAAACAAAUCAAUCAUACCAUACCAACAGGCAACGUGAGCGUUACUGCCACGCUGGCGGUCCUCACUGUGGUGGUCCUCCUGGCGGCCCCCAUCAUCAUCAUCUUCAUCAUCAAGCGUCGCCGAAGCAGACAAGCCCAAUACGAUCCAACUGCUGGUGACGGUGGUAACGAGCUCUCAGAGAGACGUGAAGGCUGAGUGACACACAGCAGUCGGCACACAGUGAGGACUUUGCUUUUUCAUGCACCUCCAAAUGUUCUUCUGACUUUGUGUGAAGAUGAUGUUCACUCUGCCACAUGCUAACAUCUGCACUUGGAUUCACCUGCUUUUGUUGGGAAUGUGCUGAGUCAUCUUCUUCCUCCAGCAUACUUUGUGCACUGGAACACAGAGAGAUGUCUCCAUCGCUGAGGGACCUCAUCACACUUGGACAUUUCUCUGACAUCUGCACAAAUUGCUCCUCAUGUUACAUGAUGUCUUCUUUGGCUGUUUAUGGCUGAGAAAACACCUUCAAUCUGCAUUUUUCAACAAUAUUUUGCCAGCGAAUCAUGUUGAUGUUGAUCUUUGUGUCCAUGUAGUUGUGAUGUCAUCAUUUGGGGCUCAUGUGUCAUCACAUUGACAAGGAUUUCUUCUUCACUUUUCUUUUUUUUUUUUUUUUUUUUGGUCCUGUCCAGCUUCUCAGGCAAAUCAUAUAGUUGAUGUAGAUGCCCAUGUUGGCUGUUCAGAUUUACUUUACAAAAGAGAAGUGUAAGAUACUUCUCUUGUUGCCUUAUUUGAAUUUGACUUUAUUAAAUGUAUUGAUAUUAUCAUUUGGUGCAGAGCAGGAGGGGAUAGAAAGAGAAAAAAAGGAAGACAGAGUGAAUCAUGUUGAUGUUGAUCUUUGUGUCCAUGUAGUUGUGAUGUCAUCAUUUGGGGCUCAAGUGUCAUCACAUUGACAAGGAUUUCUUCUUUCCUUUUCAAACCAAUAGACAGCUGCUUAUCAGUGAAUAUCACCUUGUGUCACAUGUUGUCAUUAUUUUUACAAAUAUUUUGGAACAAUAGUACCAUUAUAAGUACUGUUCAAUGUUAAUGUUAAUUGUUUAUUAUGUAACAUUUAAGAAUGAUGAUUACGAGAACUGCUGUCCAGUUGUUAUAUCUUGUUUUCUGAUUACAUUAGUCUCAUUUGUAAUGUAGUUGCACUUCCAAGACCAUUAGAUGGCAGCACUGUAUAACUAUUUAUGGUAUGUUGUCAAACUAGAAACUAGCUUUUUUUCAGGAAAUCAAUGUGUUAGGUUGCACCCUACAAAGUGUCAAUACUGUAAGAAUAGUUCUCGUUACACAAAUCUGUAAAAUUGUAACUAUAAUCUUAGUUGUUGUUUCCCUUACCAAAUUUCAAAGUGUUGAAAUCGCCAUGUAAAAUCGCUCAUGUUAAUAGUAGCCUGUCUAUGGCAAAUCCUAUGUAAAUUUGCAAUAAGCUAUCGCAUUUUGGAAGAGUGUCGCAUUACUUUAGGUUUGCGCUGUUUUACAUUAAGCACUGUGUUGGUGUUGAAAAUGGCAACAUGACUUAGAGGGAGUUUGGCUGAGUCCGGCCUGAGUGCUGCUUGAGUGAUUGUUUACAUGAGCCUGUGUUUAGUCUGAAAGCAGACAUGACCAGUCCGAAACCGGACAUGACGUCACAUGCAACAAAGGUAUCGAACUAUGGCACCGUUUGAUUUUACGUGAAUUGAUAGUACCGAGGGAAUUCGGUCAUUACCUACAAAAGUACUGAAUUCGGUCGCCAACCCUACCAGUUAGUGUGACAGAGGGGGACAGUGACACAAGAUUUUUAUGACAAAGUGUUGCAAAAUAUUUUUUGUUUUUUAAACAAUUUGCUGUAUUUCCGUUCCUUGAUUGCCAAAUAUGCAGAGGAUGUCAUUUGGAAAGUAAACAAGGUAGGCCGUUCAUAUAUUCAGUGUUUUAUGUGAACAAUGUUUCACGUACAUUCUGGUUGUUUUAUUCAGUAAAAACUUGUCAAAUACAA